This is a messenger RNA of Sorghum bicolor (sorghum), 739 nucleotides long. RefSeq lists its product as uncharacterized. The transcript is spliced from 3 exons. Bases 128 to 406 code for a protein of 92 amino acids. The record is from RefSeq and is a predicted model, not a curated record. Lineage: Eukaryota; Viridiplantae; Streptophyta; Magnoliopsida; Poales; Poaceae.
AACGGCGCUUCAAACCAGGCUUUUGCUUGCGCCAACGACUUCUGCGGGCCCCGCAUGCCAUAGGCUCAAUAGCCUCGCGAGCGGAUCCCCCUCCUUGCAAGGCCGGAACUGAGCUGCCGCCGGCGCUAUGGCGAGCGGCGGCCUGGCGGCUGCGUCAGAGUUCGCCGUCGUCUUCCUCGUCCGCCCUGUCCUCGCCAUCGCCUUCGUCUUCACCCUCAUCCUCCUCAGUUGGUACGUGGCGUGGAGAACGGUGCUGGUGCACGUGCCGCUGGUGCAGGAGAUCGCCGGUCUGCGCCCGAAGAAGCCCUCUAAACCCAAGCCAGCCAACCGCGGCCGCUUCGCCAAGUUCUACCAGAACCAGGCCGAGGCCGCACAAAGGAACAGCAAAUCAGAAGGGACAUCUUAAGAGAAAUCCGUCAGCACUUUGUAACAAGUACCUGCUGCAGACUAUAGUAUGCAAAUUCCCCAGUUCUAAUUAGAAUUAGAAUGCAAGUACUACCAAUGGUGGCAGUUUUUUAGGAGAGAAUGUAUACCAAUGAUGGUGGUUUUUUAGGAGAGAAUGUAUAUCAGCAUGUGAUGGGAGCAUCUUGCUUGACGAUACAUCAGGCUUAUGAUACUAGCGUAUCAACUGUAUAUUGCAUGACCUUGUAAAGUCAAGGACCUUAUAAUUGUAGAUUAUACAUGUAUACCUGUAUACAAGAAUAAAGAACCACUUAUCCUUUGGAAUAAUGUUAAUGUA